Brassicogethes aeneus is the source of this 6018-nucleotide messenger RNA. NCBI's taxonomy places the organism in Eukaryota, Metazoa, Arthropoda, Insecta, Coleoptera, Nitidulidae. The record is from the annotation of a GenBank genome assembly.
AUGAGUGGAAGAUUUCAUCACAGAGAGGAUGGUUCUAACAAACCCAGUUACCAAUAUAGAGGUAGAGGUAGAGGUAGAGGUGAAAUUGAAAAUUGGAGAGAUAGAAGCUCCAACUCCAAUGCUAACCAAGAUCGACGAUCUCAACCUGAAAGACCCAAUCGUGGAAACUCCCAAAACAGAAAUUAUGGGAGAAAAAACUCAUCUAUAGAUGGGCAAAAUGAUAGAAGGGACCAAUAUGACUCCCAAAACAGAGAUCAAAGACCCAUGGGAUACCCAGUUCUUAAAUCUAUUCUCGAGUUGGGCGAUAUUGAUGAAAUAAUUUUGAUGAUCUCUGAUUCCAAGAAAGGGUUUACGAAUCUUCUCGAAUCGGAUAACAUAACAUCGGACGUUAUGGUGUUAAUUGUCAGACUUUUGAGCAAAAUUGCUAGGAGUCCCAGAAAACAGCAUCUAAUAAAGUAUAUGAUGAUAGGAUCGUUUGUGCAUCAACUUACAAAGUAUGUUGUCUCAAUUGAACUUCAAGAGGAGAAGGAUAAGCGAUUUAACGAUGAAUUUUGGAAGAAUUCCGACAGGUUUUGGCAGGAAGUCACCACUGUGUGCCAGGUUUUGUUUGAGAUAUCACCGUCAACAGCAUGCAAUAUGACGCCAAAACUGUUGAAGACAUUGAAAAAAAGCAUUCCGCGAGUCGAGGAGGAGCAUAAGAUCCACAUUUCCGAUUCGAUCAAAGUAAACAUCGAAAGUUUGAUCGACACUAUCGACGAACGAAUAAAGGAGAUCGAAAACAAAAAACAAGUGAGAGAACUGUUGAAAGCGGACCCGACCUAUGAGGAAGUGUAUGUGCCUCCACCUGAUGAUUACCGCGAUAUAAACAUCUACCCCAGCGGCGAGGAGAUCACGAACCCCCGCAGAACCUUCUUCCUGAACAAGAACCGUUCCGUGGGAAAGUUCGGAAGCGUGCGCGAGUACCUGGACGUGCAGUUCCGACUUCUGCGCGAAGACUUCGUUGCCCCGCUGCGCGAAGCCGUUUGCAGCUACCUGGAGCAGAAGGGCGAGAAAAUCACCGCGGUCAAGUUUUACAAGGACGUGCAGUUCCUGAACGCGGAGUCGGUGACCGAGGCGCACUGUUACAGGUUGCAGUUCGAUUUCCAGACGGGCAAACAGAAGAGAAGGGUGGAUUAUGCGCAGUCGAAGAGAUUCAUGUUCGGCUCGUUGCUGUGCUUCACGCAAGACAACUUCAAGACCGUACUUUUCGGCAAGGUGGCGCAGAGAGAACUCAAGGAUCUGUUCUGGGGCCAACUGAUUGUUGGCAUGGAGUCCGGUGUUCCCAACAAUAGGCCAUACCUUAUGUUAGAAUGCACCGUGUACUUCGAGCCGUAUUACCAAGUUCUAACAGUUCUCCAACAAAUGAACAUACACGAUUUUCCGAUGAAAAGGUUUUUGGUCGAUGUGGAACCCGACGUUGGUACGCCUAAUUACGUUCCAGGGGAUCGUUAUAAACAGCUCCUCUUUUAUAAUGAUUAUGAUGAUUAUAAUGAUUAUGAUGAUGAUUAUGAUGAUUAUAAUAGCAUAUACAAUGAAAACUACACAACAUUUUGGCCUUUAAAUUUUCCAGAACAAAAUGUACACAAUUUAAACGAGUCGCAGCUGAAGGCUUAUAAGGCGGCCCUUAAAAAAGAGUUGGCCAUCAUCCAGGGUCCACCGGGCACCGGAAAAACCUUUGUCGGUCGCAAAAUCGUCCACAGCCUGCUAGAAAAUCACCGUGAUUGGUACAAUCGCAGCCCGAUUCUGCUGAUUUGCUACACGAACCACGCGUUGGACCAAUUUCUCGAAGGCAUAGUUCCAUUUACCCAUCAAGUUAUGCGCAUCGGCGGCCAGUCUAAGAACGAGGCGCUGAACGAAUUCAACAUUACCAACAAAAAAAGGAUUCAUAGACUUCAAAACAAAAAACGCAAGCUGCCGGACGUUGUGGGCGGGACAAGGAUAUAUUUGGCCAACAAUGCUAAAAUAAUUCAGCAAAAGAAUGCUCUAUUGAAAGAGGUGGAGUCGUUCAAUAACGUCAUUUCAUUUGAAUAUUUUAAAGAUAUUAUUCCUAAUUAUGAGGAAUCAUGGUUUGCUACUGCCAGCAACAAUGAUUUAAGAAGAUGGCUGAUGGAAGCAAAGCCUUCUCUUUAUGUGGAGGAACUUGGAAAAAAUCAGCUUGGUCCACAAACGGAACCUGCUCUAGAUAAUGAAGUUUUAGAAGAAAUCAUGGUCAUGAUGAUGAAUGAUGAGGAAAACAAAUUAUGGGAAGAUAUUUUUAAUACAUAUUACAAGAAGGAAGAUUCAAAACGGUUAAUAGAUUUAAAAAAGUUUCGUGACAUCAUUGAAAAAUGGAAGUUCGAUUUAGAAUCUCUAGUUAAAAAUCAAAACAACGAUGAUCCAAAAAUCGACGAUGAAAUUAAUCGACUUAACUACGAAAUCGAAGAAAUGACCAACGACUACAAUUUUUUGCAAGAAAAAUUGACUUGGGGCUCGCAGCAAAACUUCAACGUGAAAAAACCGGAGGAAUGCGACUUCUAUCCACCAGAUGAGACGCCACCCAAUUUGCGUUGGGACUUGUAUUUCCAUUGGGUGCAGGAGUUCAGAGCAAAGCUGAUCAGAGAAUUGGACUUACAUGCGGAAUGGUAUCGCGAUAUGUACAGGGAAUACAUCGGGCUUAGGUCGAUAGAGGACGCUAAGGUAAUGAGGGAACAGCUCGUCAUCGGCAUGACCACCACCGGCGCCGCCCGUAUGAACUCCGCCCUUCAAGCUAUCCAGUGUCCUAUAGUCAUUGUGGAGGAGGCAGCGGAAGUGUUGGAAGCCCACAUCGUCAGCGCCCUCACUCGGCACUGCAAGCACCUAAUUUUGAUCGGCGAUCAUCAACAACUGAAGCCGAGCACGGCCGACUUCAAAAUGGAGACCAAAUUCAAGCUGGGCAUCAGCCUGUUCGAGCGCAUGAUCAACAAUAAGAUCGAGUGCCACACGUUGAACGUGCAGCACCGGAUGCGACCGGAAAUAUCCGCCCUGGUCGCCCCCACCAUUUAUCCCGACCUGGUGAACCACGUUUCCGUGCAGAAUCGACCCUCGAUCGACGGCAUAGAGAAGAACGUGUUUUUUAUCGAUCACAGGCACCCGGAGUCACAGUGCGACGACUCCAGCAAGAAGAACAAACACGAGGCGGAAUUUGUGUUGGCCCUUGCCAAAUAUUUGAUACUCAACGGCUACAAGGCCGAACAAAUAACCAUAUUGGCGGCGUAUAUGGGCCAAAUGUUCGAAAUAAUAAAGCUUAGGGAAAAGGACGGGUUGUAUCUUCUAAGUGACAUAAGAGUUGCCGUUUUGGACAACUACCAAGGAGAAGAGUGCGACAUAAUCCUGUUGUCGUUGGUGCGCUCCAACACUGCCAAUUCCGUCGGGUUCUUGAAAAUCGAGAACAGAGUAUGCGUGGCCCUUUCCAGAGCCAGAAACGGUCUAUACAUCAUCGGUAACAUGGAGUUGCUGGCUGCAAAUAGCGAGAUUUGGCCGAAAGUAAAAGAAACGCUGGUAAAUCAAGAAGCCAUUGGUGAAAGCUUGCCCUUGGUGUGCCAGGUUCAUCCCGAUAAGAAAACGCUCGUCAAUUGUAGAGAAGAUUUUGAACAAGUCAGAGAAGGUGGCUGCGAUUUGCAAUGUAAUGGUUCGUGGCCGUGUGGACACAUUUGCAAAAUGAUUUGUCACGUGAUAAAUAGAGACCACGCUGUAUCGCGUUGCUUGGAACCGUGCACAAAGUUGCUGUGUGACUCGAACCCAGAGCACAAAUGUCGCCGAGAAUGCUACAGGGAUUGCGGUCCGUGCACGUACCGCGUGCUGCGCGAUUUGGACUGCGGCCACCAGGUGUCGCUCGAGUGCCACGUCGACCACACGAACUACAAGUGCCGCGAACCGGUCAAGACGAAGCUGCGCUGCGGCCACGAAGUCGACAAGCCAUGUCACAUCGAUGUCGAUAAGUUCGAAUGUCCGCUUCCGUGCGAUGUGCUCGUCAAGUCGUGCGGACACGCCUGCACUCAAAAUUGCCACGUCAAAAACGAUCCCGACCACUUGAAGUACCAAUGCAAACAACCCUGUCCGAAGUUCAAGAAAGACUGCACGACCAAAGCCGAUCACCACCGUUGCCGCAAUUAUUGUUUCGAGAAGUGCGAUCCGUGUCUUGUGGAAGUCCAGAAGGCCCGAACCGUUUGCCCCCACUUUUACAGGGUCGCUUGCAAUUCCGACGUGGAUCAAAUCGUUUGCGAGAAACCGUGCACCAAAACGGUGCAAUGCGGUCACAAGUGCAAGAACAAGUGCUCGGAGCCCUGCGGAUUGUGCACUUACAAGGUUGACAAAGUUGUUCCUGAUUGUGGUCACAAAAUAAAGGUAGCCUGUCAUGAAGAAGCCGAUAGGAAAUUUUGCUUGGGACAAUGUCCGAGACAGUUACCAUGCGGACAUACGUGCACAAAAAGGUGCAAGGAGCCUUGCACCACCGAAUGCAAAGAAAUUGUCGCAUGCGAGGUGAAUUCGCCUUGCGGACACGUCGUAAAACAAAUGCCGUGUUUUAUAUACACAAAAGUAACGCGUGGCUCAACCGAUGUGGACUUGUAUGAUUUUUGCAAGGAACCGUGCGGUGCGACGCUGAAAUGUGAUCACAAGUGCCUCGGUACGUGCAGCGCAUGUUACCAAGGUCGCAUACACGCCAAGUGUGCUGAAAAAUGCGGCGUUCCGCUGGUAUGCAACCACGAGUGCACGGAUCCGUGCCGGCAGGCGUGCAAACCCUGCCAGAAAAAGUGCAUAUAUCGUUGUCCGCAUGACAGAUGCGACAGAAAGUGCGGACAGGAGUGUACUCCUUGUGCACAUCCUUGCGAUAGAAACUGCGACCAUCAGCAGUGCGCCAAAAAAUGCGGAGAAAUUUGCACGGUGCCUCCCUGCGAAGAGCCUUGCGAUAAAAGGCUUAAAUGCGGACACCCCUGCGUCGGGUUCUGCGGAGAUCCGUGUCCAACUUUGUGCCGCAUAUGCGAUCAAGAGGAGCUCACCGAAAUAUUUUUCGGAGACGAAGACGAACCGGAUGCACGAUUCGUGCAACUCAAAGACUGCGGACACGUGUUGGAGAGCAAAGGCCUGAACAGCUGGUUUAUGCAGACCGACAAUGAGAUACAGGUGAAGGCUUGUCCGAAGUGUAAGUCACCAGUUAUCGAAACUUUGCGAUUCAGCGACUACCUGAAACAGGCGAUGUUGGACGUCGAAAAGGUCAAGCGGAAGCUCAACGGAACAUACAAUGACAACGAAAUGAAGAGAUUGGAACUACAUAAAAAAUUAUCAAAUAUAAAUUUGAAAGUCAAAGAAAGAACCCCAUUGAUUAAACCGUUCAUGCAAGCCUUAUUGAAGCGCAUCACUCGUCUACCCUCGGCGUCAGAAUUGAAUGCAAUUCAAGCCAAGAUACAAAUUUUGGAGCACAUUGCAAAACUUUGUCAGGUCGAUAAUAACGAUGAUUUUUUCAAGGAGAUAUUUGGCUUGACAAGGGUCAAUAAUAUUAGUUACCUUAUUGAGGGUAAAAGGGUAAUCAAUCAGGUCAAAAUGAUAAUGAAUGUGCUGGAAAACGACCGGGAUGAUCGAAUCUCCGACCAGGAAAUCGACGACAUAAAUCAGGAAUUGACGAGGCUACAGCGCAUUGUGCAGUUCGAACGAAUCGUCGCUUCUAAGCACUAUGCGCAAGUCAAAACUAUAGUAGCCGAACAUGUGCGCAUCAUCGAAAACAAUUUGUUUUCCAAACUAAGGUACACCAAUGAAGUUGACGCCAAUAUAAUGGAGAAUCUAAAAGAACUAAACACUCAAGCGGCUUCGGAAGUGCAAAUAACUGAAGCUGAGCGUCUCAACAUAGUUCGUGCGAUGGGCAUGUACAAGGGACACUGGUUCAAGUGCCCCAAAGGGCAUGUCUAUGCUAUUGAAGAUUGCGGCGACGCGGCGACGCCGGGUAAAUGUAACGAAUGCGGUGCUUAA